AUGUUAUUCUUACCAACACCAACACCCAAUACCAUAAAAUCACUUGUUAUAUCUUAUGUUUAUACGGUUGGCUUGCUUGUAACUGUAGAAGUAUAUCAAAGAAAAUUCAAUGCACCAUUAUACAUUUCACGUAAAAUAAUUCAUAUUGGCGCUGGAGCUUAUUUGUUUUUUCUUUUGCAUUUGUUUGAACAAUGGGAGUAUGUGGUACUCUUGCCCGCUAGUUUUGUACCGCUUAACUAUAUAUCCUAUAGGAUAAGACUAUUCAAAUCUAUGGAUCCUCAAACUGGCGCAACUUUAGGUACCUUGUACUUUCCAUUUUCAUGUGCACUGUUAUUUGGAUAUUAUCAUGAAGGUUGGGAAAAUGGUUUCCCUCGAGGACGUGAAUAUAUUGCAAUAGCUGGUAUCAUGGCAAUGACUUUUGGUGAUGCAUUUGCAAGUAUUAUUGGAAAACGUUAUGGGAAGAGGUAUUAUCAUGUGGUGACAGCUCGUUCCGAACGUCGUACCAUUGAAGGAUCUCUAGCAAAUUUUGUCGCUACUGCGAUUGCAAUUCUGUUCUUUUGGUCGAUAAUGUCACCACCAACACUACUAAAUUCCACGUGGAAUUAUAUCACCGGAGCAUUGAUUGGAGCAACAGCGAGCACAUUGUUGGAAGCAAUUAGUCCAAUGGGAACUGAUAACAUCAGUGUUCCAUUAGGUGUCAGUUUUAUCUUGUCAAUUCUAAAUUAUUAG
Entrophospora sp. SA101 is the source of this 729-nucleotide messenger RNA. The record is from the annotation of a GenBank genome assembly. NCBI's taxonomy places the organism in Eukaryota, Fungi, Glomeromycota, Glomeromycetes, Entrophosporales, Entrophosporaceae.